Molecule: messenger RNA, 3957 nt
Organism: Vigna angularis (adzuki bean)
Lineage: Eukaryota; Viridiplantae; Streptophyta; Magnoliopsida; Fabales; Fabaceae
Exons: 4
Coding region: 445-3699 (1084 amino acids)
Source: RefSeq, a predicted model, not a curated record
AGUGAAGAAAAAGCAGAGAAUAAAAAGAGACCGGAUGUUGACAAAUUUCAUGUCACUGUUCUUAGAAGGUCGUUUGUUUGUGUGAAGAUUUCUUAUCUGGGAUCUCUCUCUUCGCCAAUUCUUCUUUUUAUUUUUAUUUUUUCUUCCUCUUUCUCUCUCUAAAAAAGGAAAAUUAAAGCUCUGUUGUUCUUGCCUUUAUGCGAUAGAGAAAGAGGAACAGGAGUGGCCCAGCAGAUCGAAAUCGACGAUCUGAACUUCUUCAAUGUUGUUGCAGCAACACCCACUUCGCUGUUUCUCCUACAAUUGUUUCUUUUAGCUACUUUUUCGUUUGCUUCCUGUUGCAGUGGGAGUCAAACACUGAUUUUUUCUUCUUCUCUGAUUUUUAAUGGUGGAAUCCAUGGUGGAUUCUUAGGAGCAUGUGAUGAGAGGAUGUGGGUCUGAGGGAUGGGAACCAAAGUUCAGAGUCUGCCAGGAUAUUACUCAAUGAGAGAUCUUAAUGAGGAAUCCAGUAGUUGUGGCUGGCCCCUAUAUUAUGGAGAUAAAACACUGGCGAAUGGGCAUUAUCAUAAUUAUUUUCCAAGUGCUGCUGCGGAUGCAUGUCCAACACAUGAUAAGGAUGUUGUGAAGCAAACAAUGCUUGAGCACGAGGCCAUAUUUAAGAAUCAGGUCUUUGAACUUCAUCGCUUAUACAGAAUACAAAGGGAUUUGAUGGAUGAGGUUAAAAUGAAUGAUUUAUACAGAAACCAGAUAUCUGUUGAGAGAUCAUUUUCCACAGGUCCCUUGGCUUCCCACAUAACAUCCGGAGAUGGUAAGAAAUGGCAGAUUCCUGGACUUCCAAUAAUUGGAAGUUCUACUUCUGCUAGACCAUCUAUUUCAGGUGUUGAGGGCAUUCAUUCUCCUUUGAGUUCUAAUAAAGGAAUCGGUAGGCAAGCUGGUCUGUUCCCAUCCCCAAAUGGGAGCAGUUCGAAAGAAGUUGAGAUACUGGGGUUCAGACCCUCAAAGGUAAGGAGAAAAAUGUUUGACCUUCACCUCCCUGCUGAUGAGUACAUUGAUACUGAGGAAAAUGAACAGCCUGGUGAUGAAAAGAUUACUGGCACAACCAAAUAUCUUUCCGAUAGAAAUUAUAAGACUGAAAAGGGAGGUGAUAUGAACAUUUUUUAUGGCAAUGGUGGCCAGGAAGACAACACUUUAAGACCUGAGCGGUCUUUAAGAAGCAUAAAUGGUCUGGCAGACUUAAAUGAACCUAUUCAACGGGAAGAACCAAAUGAUGUUGCAUAUGUUUCUCCCAAAAACCAUAAUCCUUGUCAAGGGCCAACUGAAUGCUCUGAUCUAUCUGCUAAACAGAAGUCAAGGUUCUUUGGUUUGUCUAAGGAAGAUUUACUGAACUCACGUCAUGGGACUGACAGCUGGGCUCAGAAUAAUGGAUAUUUGGAUAAUAAUAGGAAUGGGAAAAUGUGGAUUUCUUCAGUAGAGUCAGGACAAGCUAAAAGCAAUCUGAAACCCAUUCAUCAAGUCCUCAAACAAGAGCAGUCCCUUUUAUCUUCCCAAACGAUGCAAGAUGAACUCAAUAAAGUUCUUGAACCUACAUCUGAUCGUCUAACUAAUCGAAGCAUGGUGGAUUUGUUGAGGGAAAAGACAACUAGUGAUUUAGAUAUCAGUGAAAGAAACCGUGAAUACUCUGCUAAUAAACUUUCAGAGUCUGUUGCGUCAUCACAUAGGAAUGGUCUCUUUGCAAUUGGUCGUUCCUCAGAUUUAGCAAGGUCUUGGUCUCAAUCAUCUUGGGAAAUGGCAAGUAGUAGCCUAAACCAGAAGUUGAUAUCAGUACAGACACCUCCCUCUCCAUGUCUAAAUGCAUCCGUUGCAUUGAGUAGGAGUUCCCAGUCACAUCAGAGUAACGGGAUGUUGGGCGAUAGUUGGCCUCCUCUAAAUAUUAAUUCAAAGUUUAAUACCAGAUUUCAACAUGAGGCAUCUGGGAAAAAUGGAUUUCAUACGAGGACAUCAUCUGGGACCAAGGAGCUUUCAGUGAACAUCUCUUCUAUUAGUUAUCUCAACCAGGAUAAUGAUUGCAAGAAAUUUCCUGAACAUUUCAACAAUGGUUCAGCAAACUGUUACAAGAGUUCAAAUUGCAAUGACAUGAAGGCUGCAAAAAAUAUUAACUUGAAUGAGAUGCUUUCAAAUGGUUCUUCCAACAACUUGGUUUCCCAGUCAGGUCUCGGAUUCAUAGAUGGAGAACAAAAUCGAGAGGAGCAGCUUGCAGUGUUGCCUUGGCUUAGAGCCAAGUCAGCAUGUAAGAAUGAGGCACAAAAUGCUGGUAGAAGCUUAAAUGCCGGAGGUUUAAGUGUUUUCGAAGUUGCUUCUUUAUCUAACAAAGAUGAGUUUGGAAAGGGGUCUAACGGAAAUUUUUUGCACAAUGUAACUCCAGGUUUGUGUCUCAAUGAUAUUGAGCCAAAGGGAACAGAAAUUAAUGAAAGCUCCUCUAGUAGUAAAAGGAAAAUUCUUGGUGUUCCCAUAUUUGGCAUACCUCAUAUUUCUUCUAAGGAGUCAUCUUCAUUCACCUCUUCAUCUGGGUUGGUUCCUAAUUCAUCUGGCGUAGAAUUAGAGGAAAAUAAUCGGAAAAAACAGUUUCUUGAUAUUAAUUUGCCUUGUGAUGCUUCUGUUCCUGAGUUGGACGAUCAAGCUGUCACUGAAGUUAUUGUUUGUAAGACUGGAUCAUCAUCUACUAUAAAAGCCAGUUCUAGAAAUCAGAUUGAUUUGAACUUGAGUAUGAAUGAGGAGGAUGAAGCAUUUCUGACAAAUAUUCCAGCUACCAUCUUAGAAACCAAGGCAGAAAUAGAUCUUGAAGCCCCUGCCAUUCCUGAGUUAGAGGAGGAUACCAUUCCUGAAGAAAAAAAGCUUGAAACUCCAUCAGUAUUACCACUAAGCCAGCAGGGCACAGUUGGAAAGCUGCAGGAUGAACUUAUGAGGUAUGCAGCAGAGGCAAUUGUUGUCUUGUCAUCUUCUUGCUGCCAGCAAGUGGAUGAUGUGAUCAACAGUCCAUCAGAAAGCCCAGUGGUGGACCCUCUAAGUUGGUUUGUGGAUAUAGUUUCCUCAUGUGUGGAUGAUCUGCAGAAGAAGAUUGAUAAUCGAAGGGGAAAAGAUGGUGAGGAUAAUAGGGAAUAUUCCUCAGAUGGCAUGGAUUACUUCGAAUCAAUGACAUUGAAACUGACAGAGACCAAGGAAGAAGAAUACAUGCCCGAGCCCCUUGUUCCAGAAAACAUUAAAGUGGAAGAAACUGGAACAACCUCUGUACCUGCAAGGACUAGAAAGGGGCAAGCUAGGAGAGGGAGGCAGCGGAGAGACUUCCAAAGGGACAUCCUUCCAGGCCUUGCUUCUUUAUCAAGGCACGAAGUGACAGAAGAUCUUCAAACGUUUGGAGGGCUUAUGAGAGCAACAGGUCAUGCAUGGCAUUCAGGAUUAAACAGGAGAAGCUCAUCUAGGAAUGGGUGUGGUAGGGGUAGGAGGCGGUCACAGCCACAGGUAAGCCCCUCUGCCCCUCCUCCGGUGGCAACCAUUGAAACAAGCACCCCACUUAUUCAACAGCUUAAUAACAUUGAAGUGGGAUUGGAGGAUAGAAGCCUAACAGGUUGGGGCAAGACAACCAGAAGGCCCCGCAGACAAAGAUUUCCAGCAGGUAAUCCUCCAUCCAUCCGGUUAAUCUGAUCACUGGUAGAGGAUUAAAUUUAUAGAUGAGAAUUUAUAGAGGGUAAGCACAAGGCAGGUCCAUUGCGAUAUUGUUGGAACAGAAUGUUAAUCUCAAGCAUGGGAUUUCUCUUGUAAAUUUCUUCAAACCCGAAUUUGGGUAUAUGUUUGGUUUGCAGUCAGUCUGUGGUCUAUACCAACUUAAAUAACGUCGCAUGAUUUCUUCUUGGUUGUCUCUUUUAAGAACUGUUGGGAGGAAAUAUAUAUACAGUUUGUGCA